CAACCACCACGAAACUACCAUCCAAGUUCAUGAAUCCUACCUCAUUUCCUUCCCUAUAUAUGUCCCCAUCUCCACCACCAUUUCUCACUCACCAGACACAUAAAAUCUUCGAAUUCUAAAGAAUUAAAUGAAAAUGCCUUCCUCUUCUACAACUAUAAUCUCCAAAUGCACUAUCUACCCAGACCAUAAGUCCUCCAUUAAAACCCUCAAGCUUUCCGUUUCUGAUCUUCCUAUGCUUUCUUGCCAAUACAUCCAAAAGGGUGUUCUUCUCUCUUAUCCACCAUAUUCCGUUGAUGACUUUAUCACAUCUCUUAAACGUUCUCUCUCUACCGCUCUUGCUUUCUUCCCUGCUCUCGCUGGCCGUCUCUCCACCGAUCCCGACGGCCAUGUCCAUAUAGUUUGUAACGAUGCAGGUGUCGAUUUUAUCCAAGCAAAAGCUAGACACCUCUUUAUCGACGACCUUAUUUCUCCUCAUCUUGACGUUCCUGAUUGCGUCAAGGGUUUUUUCACUUUAGAUAGAAUGCUUAGUUAUUCCGGUCACUCUAAGCCCUUAGCUGCAAUUCAGGUAACAGAGCUUGCCGAUGGCGUUUUCGUUGGCUGUACUGUUAAUCACGCAGUUACUGACGGGACUUCUUUUUGGCAUUUUUUCAAUACUUUCGCUGAAAUCUGCAAAGGGGCCAAGAAAAUAACAAAAUCGCCUGAUUUUUGCCGUGACACCGUUUUUAACUCUCCGGCGGUGCUUAAGUUCCCCGCCGGUGGUCCUAAGGUUACCUUUUCAGGUGAUGAGCCGUUGCGCGAGAGAAUUUUCCGUUUUAGCAGGGAAGCUAUCCUUAAGCUUAAAAGCAGAGCCAAUAACGGUAAUUUCUUAGAGAUAUUGGGGAGACAAUGCAACGACAGUUGGAAAGUCGUUGAUGGAGACACAAACAGUUUCUUAAAGAAUAAAGCGGCAGAGAUUUCGUCGUUUCAAUCAUUGUGUGCGCAACUCUGGCGUUCCGUUACACGUGCGAGGAAUCUCUCCCCUACAAAAACGACUACGUUUCGUAUGGCUGUAAACUGCCGGCACAGACUGGACCCAAAGCUCCAUCCUUACUACUUUGGUAACGCGAUACAGAGUAUUCCUACCUUAGCUACAAUAGGAGAGCUUCUUUCUCGGGAUCUGCACUGGGGAGCUGACUUGCUGCACAAAAACGUCGUCGCACAUGACGACAAUACGGUUCGGAAGGGUAUAGCAAAUUGGGAAAGUGAACCGCGUUUGUUUCCGCUAGGAAACUUCGACGGUGCAUCAAUCACGAUGGGUAGCUCACCCAGAUUCCCGAUGUACGAUAAUGAUUUUGGGUGGGGCCGACCUUUGGCAAUUAGGAGCGGUAGGGCCAAUAAAUUUGACGGCAAGAUCUCAGCUUUUCCCGGUAGAGAAGGGAAUGGGAGCGUUGAUCUGGAAGUUGUUUUGGCACCAGAAACUAUGGAUGGACUUUUAUCCGACGGUGAGUUUAUGCAGUACGUAUCGGUAAGCGAGUAAGUGAUUACACAGUAGUAAAAACUCGAAUAGAGAUAAGAAAAAAUGGGCAAGGCUGCGAACAUGUUGGGUGCCGAUGAUGUGGUAGCUGUCCAAAUCUCUGGAGUGUAAUGUGGUGGUGAUGGUUACAGGUCAGACAUGUGGGGAAAUGAAUUGGAAGGUUAUGAUUGGGUAUUUGAAAUUUUCAUUUUUGUUUUGAAUAUUAGGCAGGGUAUAAUAGGAAAUAAAAAGCACCAUUUUCAUUUUGGGAUUGUUUUGGCAUAAUUAAUGUGUGUAUGACCUUUGUAAAUGGAAACUGGCAACUUGCAUUUCCUACAUAAUUAUCAUUUAUCAAGCAAAGAGAAUGGAAAUUUUAGGCACCAUUAUUGUGGAAA
This is a messenger RNA of Jatropha curcas, 1887 nucleotides long. Its product is annotated as HXXXD-type acyl-transferase family protein. The record is from RefSeq and is a predicted model, not a curated record. Lineage: Eukaryota; Viridiplantae; Streptophyta; Magnoliopsida; Malpighiales; Euphorbiaceae.